Dimorphilus gyrociliatus is the source of this 2061-nucleotide messenger RNA. The record is from the annotation of a GenBank genome assembly. Lineage: Eukaryota; Metazoa; Annelida; Polychaeta; Dinophilidae.
AUUUAUAUUUGUGAAUUUACUAGAGAGAUUGUUUAGACAUAAAAAGAAAUGUCUAAAAGAAACUUAAAAGGAUGUCAAAUUGACAAAAAUUCAGAGUUUUCACAAAUAGACAUUCAAUAUUUGAAUGAAUUGAAAGAGAGAAUAAACCUUCAAAUUUUACAAUUAGAAAUUAAUGAGUGUGUUUGUCAGUUGAAAUGUUUUAAUUGGCCUAAUAUUGUAGAAGAAAUUCUUAAUUUCUUUAAUAAAUUUAUUAGAGAAGUUAAAAGGAUUAUUGAAGAAAUUCAUAAUGUAAUAUUUAUCUUUAUUGAGCAGUGUCAAAGAUUUAAAAAUGAAGAAACAAACUUUACUGAAAUAUCAGUAAAACGUAUAAAUUCACUCGAUAAUUUAAUGUCUGAAUUCAUUGAAUCAAUACAAGAGUUUGAUAUCAUCUUACAAGAAUUGGUUGAAGAAUCAGAAAUUUUACAGUAUUCCGACACUCUAAAUUGUAAAACGCUGUUUAUGGAAAAACACACUUUAAUGACUUUAGAUAAUGAUCUAAGAGUAGCUACAAAUAUCCUAUAUAAUGAUCUUCACCAGUUGAUAAAUCAAUUUCUCUUUGUCGUAUCACCAACACCUGAAAUUGUCAAAUAUGAAAAAAGGAAUGUUGUAAAGAGUGAAUUUACUAUACGUUUAAUGUGCAGUGAGGCUUUGAAGUUGACAACUUCUAUAGGAAUUAAGGAAAUAAACAUUAUUCAACAGAUACCACAAAUGAAUACAUCUACCUAUGAACUUCAAAAUAAAUCUCCAAAGAAAGUAAUUUAUCCCAGUGGAAUGGUUAAUUUUGAAUUUGACUUACUCUUACAAAAUACAUCUCAAAAUAAGGAUAGACUCAAAAUAGAUAAGGAUAAUGCAGUUGCAUCAUUCAGAUAUUAUUUAAAUGUUGAUUUGGAGAAAUUCAAAUGGCAUAAUAGGGAAUUUAAUUUGUGUAUUAGCACAAGAGCAUUUGGAAUCAUUUCUCAGACAUCACAAGUUGUUCAGGCUACAGGCAAUAUGAAAUGGUUUAGAUGUUUUGGAGAAGCUACUAGAAAACCUUGGAGUGAAUUCAAGAAUUUAUUGUUGGACUAUUACCAUAGAAAUACUGGAAGGCAUUUAACAUCUGAGCAAAUCAACUAUUUAAGAGACAGAUUCAUGUUAGAGAAUGAUGAUAGUAUUAUCUCUCUUAAUGAUUUUUUACAGAAAAGAUAUUCAGACAGAUCUACAAAAACAAAUUGUAUUAAACUUCAAAAAUCAAAUUUUACACCUUGGUAUUGGUUUGUGGCAUGCAUAAAUUUAUUAAAUAGAAAGGAAGCCAAACAAUAUUGGCAGCAAGGAUUGAUUUAUGGUUUUAUAAGUAAAGAAUAUGCUGAUAGAAUUCUUACAGAUUGUCACCAUGGAACUUUUCUUGUCCGUUUUGCUGAGAGUAGAAUACAACCUACCCAGAAAGCAGCACCAAAUGCAAAUUUUACCUUAGCUGUGAAAUAUGAAAACACAAUCUACCAUCUACAGGAUUAUUUGACUUUUAAUGAUUUGGAAGACAAAAAAUUGGAUUUAUUUCAGACCUUAAAUGAAAUGACAAUUCAUAGUACUGGAAAUAAACUAGUUGCAAAUGGGCAAGUUGUUCUUAGUCCUAUAGAAAAUCAGCCAUUGAAGUUGAAAAUUUUCACAGAGAUCCUAUCUAACAACAACCCGGAAUUAUCUGAAGAUUGUGACUAUAAUGCAGAGGGUAGAAACUAUCAUAUUAUUCUUAAAUCAUCUAACAGGACUCGGAAUAAAUUCAUCGCGGAAUUGAAUGGAAAGAAAGAAGAAUUUGAGCCACUUACACCUGUUGUCAACAACACACCUUUUACCAUUGUUCAGGAUGUGCUUUCGACUUUGUCUCCUGUGCAAAGCCCUCCCAUGCGAAUCUUUAUAGAAAAUGUAUGCAUCUCCAGCAGAAUAACUCAAAUGUAUGUCCCAACUUUUCAAAACAAUCUAGCCAAGCCAACAGCAAAUAAUACUUCUAUCUUUUCAAGAAAUAAUAUGAAUAUCAGUGAUAAAGAUUAA